Messenger RNA from Coregonus sp. 'balchen', 2925 nucleotides. Lineage: Eukaryota; Metazoa; Chordata; Actinopteri; Salmoniformes; Salmonidae. The record is from the annotation of a GenBank genome assembly.
CGCCGGUUGGACGAGGCCCGGCGGGAACUGGAUCACGCCCUGAGGAGUGAAUUCUUGCGGGGUCUGCCUGUGGUCAUCCUUGCCAACAAGCAGGACCUUCCCGAGGCCGUAUCUGUCACGGAGAUAACGGACACCAUGGUUGUAAUAACACUUUUAACAGGGAGUUUGUAAAUGUGUAGAACGUGUUUGUUUUGGGUCCACACUAGUGUGUUAACUUAUUUGAAUUAGACAGUCACAGACAAUUUUCUUCUGAAUAACUGGUCAGGGCAUAGCACUUUCCAUUCAGCUUCGGGCAACUUUGAUGUAAGGCUUGAUCACACCUGUAUUGACUACUAUCCAUCACACCCAUUGUUGCUUAUCCAUUGUUCACUAGAUAUAUCAAUGUAAUUGCAUCCAACACAAUGUUGAAAAACAGAAUGCUUCCCACCACUAGAUCACAUAACUAGACGUGAGCUGGACGUGAUCCCAACGCUGCCACCAAUGUAGCGGAAUAAAGUAAAAGCUGCAACAGGGACUCUAACCAGGGCUCAUACAUGGCAAAGUGAGCUCUAACGGCUGUUGCCAUGAAAGCCUAGUAGGCCUCUGGGCAGAGGCAGUAGACCUACAAUGCUGGCAUAUGCCUUGUUACAAUAGCCUAAGUAUAUAACAUGAUUGACACGACCGUAAUAAUCAUCAUGAAACGGCCUUGCAAGUGCCAUAAGUGUAAGCCAACAUAAUGCAUUAUUUUACAUUAACCUAUUUAACUGCAUUGAUAUGGCUUAAUUGAUCAUAGUCCAGACUCCUUAUAGUUGCAAAUACCAUGCAGUUGCACCAGGGGAAUUUAAACCAAACUGUUUUUUUUUGUUGCAGGUAUUCAGUUUACCCACAUUUAUUGAUGAAUUAAUUUCCCAUCAUGAAAAUGUAUCCCCAUUCCCCAAUCAAAUACCUUCAUCGAUGCCACAAAAAAAACUGACAAAUACAGCUAUUUACUCCAAUCUGGCAACCCUCAUAAAAUCCAACAUAUCACCAGUAUCCAAAAGUAUUAAGCGAAAACAAGCAUAGAAAACAGCAUUGGCAUUAAUAAAAAAUAAUUUAAAAAAUAAACGUAAGGCUACUAUUUUAUUAUAAGUAUUUCAGUGACAACCUGGUCGAUUAACAAUAUUGGGUUGUUAACACGUUUUUUGUUUUAUAAAUAAAUGUGGGACACAAAAAAAGGUAGUGUAGAACACCAUUGCCCAUCAUGCAUUGCUCCAAUAACUUUCAAAAGAUUGUUCAGAAGUUUUCCCCCAAAAACUGUAUUUUCCUAUGAAUUAAGUUGCACAAAAAUGUGUGUAUUUUCCUACGAAUUAAGUCGCAUACAUUUUUGUUGUAUUUUCACUCUAAUUAAGCCACACAAAAACGCACGAAAUCUGCUGAAAUGCUUUUUGCACAUAUUUUCACGAACUGAGUGUGAGAUUGUGUUGCAACUGUCUAUGACCAGUCAGUUUAAACGUAAUACUAGGCCUGAAGGCUACAGGCAGCAACAGAACCAAGCAAAUAUUUGUUAUUUCUUUCUCUUUCUUUCUAUCUUUCUUUCUUUAAUCUAAACAGCUUUGGAACUGUUCUGCAUUGUUUGAUAUGUAACUUAAUGUAAAUUAUAUUGCCUGCCUGAUGGUUUUAUUGUGAUUAAAGGUAUCUGUAUCUGUCAGAUUGAAGUGGAAAAUGCAAUAUACUCUAUAUGAUGUCCUAAUGGCCCAUAAAUUAUUAUCUAUAGGCUAGGCUACACAUGACAUAUCUAAUGGUUGCCUCGCCCUUAAGUACAUCUGAAUGAUAUGUUAUAUAAUGAUAUACUGAUAUACUGUUAUCUGAUGAUAUAGAGGGUGCGUGCGUUCCUCUCCAUGCAUACACUUCAAUUUUACGCAAAGGUCAGACCACUCGAGGUGACGCUUCAAUGUGUCUUUAAGCACGUUAAAUACGAUGCACAGGGAUGAUUUUAACAUGUGAAGUGUGAUAAAAAAUUGUUUUACAAACAUUAGGCUAUCAAACCUGUGCAUGUGCCACAUUGUAUUGUUCGUGUCAACAGCGCAUUGAUUUGAGUCACGCUAAACUGACUCAUUUGGUGGAUAAUUUCCCAACCAAACAACAGUCAUAUCCUGCUUCAUAUAGGGCCUACUUUGACCCUUGCUUAUCGGUGAACGCAAGGUUUAUAGGUAUCAUGUAAUCGCUUACCUGGUAACAGAAAGGCAACGCACUGGGUAAACACUGCAGCUCGAGGCAGAGAACAGUGACAUAAGGUGAUAUGUCUCCCUGAUUUGCAUCUUUGUCACUAAGUAGUCGGGCUACGCUUUACCACACAUGGGACAGCGGGGAUCGAGACCCCAACCCGAGACCCGAGUUCUCCUAUUGGGCCUCGACUCAGCGGGGAAAUCAACCCUUCUUUACAAACUGAAAUAUAACGAAUCGGUCGAUACCGUUCCCACCAUCGGUUUCAAUGUGGAGAUGAUAGAAGCCAAGAAAAGGAGGGAGAGAGUUGCUCUGACGGUGUGGGACGUGGGCGGCCAGAAGACAAUGAGGCACUACUGGAAGAGCUUCUAUCAGGACACAGCGGGACUGGUGUUCGUGGUGGACAGCUCCGACAGGCGCCGGUUGGACGAGGCCAAGCGGGAACUGGAUCACGCCCUGAGGAGUGAAUUCUUGCGGGGUCUGCCUGUGGUCAUCCUCGCCAACAAGCAGGACCUUCCUGAGGCGGUAUCUGUCACGGAGAUAACGGAGCGCUUUAACCUGAAGAAGAUGUGCGCUGAGCGGGACUGGUUCGUUCAGCCCUGCUCUGCCGUGACCGGUGCUGGGCUUGUGGAGGGCUUCCAAAAGGUGGCACACCUGCUCAAACUACCAUCAGAGGACGUUCAAGACAAUAUUAAAGAGACAGUGCAGUAUCUAAGAUCAAAAUCAGUCAAGUCAAUGGGUUUG